GACACUUUUGACACUGCAUACAAAAAGGUUGGGGGUAAUCCAGUGAGAUCACAAUUUAUCUUCUUCGAUUAAUUUAAUUUAAUUUAAUUUAAUUUUAACAACAUCAACAAAAAAAAAAUCUCUAUAAAAUCAUCCUUCUGCCUUCUCACCCCCUUUUGACUGUUGUAUUCUCACCCUCUUUCUCUCUCUCUUAACCCACCAUUUCUCCUGAACUCUUUCUCUCUCCCUUUAUUUGCAGUUUGCAGUCAGUAAUUGGUUCAUCUGAUCAAACUACUCAGCAAUUUCCCAUCUUUUUCAUUCACCUGAAAUUAGUUGGAUCUUUAUGUACCUUUAGGUUUUGUGAUUUCGCAAACUUCAGGAUAGGGAAAAAACAGCAUGUGUUGGUUCUGCUCUUCCAUUGAUGUACACCGCUAUGUUAUCUCUUUGAACUUGUACUGUAAGGUUAUACUGUAAAGUGUCACCCUUUUUCCGUUAAUCUUCAAUUACUCAUUAACUGAAUUUUCCGUCAUUUACCAUGGGAUCUAACCACGUCGCCGUCGUUCCCUGGUUCUGGUACAUUAUUAUCUAGAUUUAAGAAUAGAUAUAGAGUUGUUCUAAUUUAGAACUUGUAGUAUUUUUGUGUCUUCCUUCCAUUGUCAGCGUUUAACUACCAUUCCACUAUAAUAUCCCUUUGGUGUCAUUCUCCUUCAGUAAUUCGGCCUCUUGUAUUUCCUUAGAAAUCAUCCUUCCUUGUUUGUAGCAGUGGCAGUAGUAUUUCGGCCUCUUUUAUUGCUCAUUUUGAGGGUAGUAUCUGAAAGGAUUUAGUAGUAGUUAUGGUGUGUCAAGGAGCAAGCCAGUCAAGAUUUCGGGCAUUGAAGCAUGAGAAUGGGAUCGCAGGAAAAGCAACCAUUAUAGUUAGAGUUAUAGCUUGUUUUCAACUUUUGCAGGAUUGCCAGGCUGAAUAUUUUCGUCAUUUGCUUAAACCUGUAACGUAGAUUGGAUUUGCACUAGCUGUUGUUUGUUUUCUGUUCAAUAUUUCGCAUUUUUUUCUUCUAUAUUAUAAUCUUGAGGGAGAGGCUGAAUAUAUCAUAUUGAAGCAUCUAUAAUAUUGGUGGGUUUUUUCAGUUUAAUGGUUGAGCUGAGUAGCUCUUGGCUUUGUCAGCAACAUUUUCCUUUGGAAUCAUCUGCUUUCAGAAACUGCAUGAUUGCACCUGUUGAGCACAGGCAACACGAGUUUUUGCCUGCUUCUAAAAACCCUUGCAGGGUUUCAGCAAACUUGGACUUGAAUGGAUUUGGGUAUUCUGGAUUUCCCGAAAGAGGCCUUACGAUUGAAGAUUAUGGCUCAAUACAAAAAUCGGUUCCCCAUUCUCAGACCCCACUUACUCAAAAUCAAUAUCACGGAGAACAGAAUCCUCUGUUUCCAGCUAAAGAUGGUGGUGGUGAGAAGCCAUCAACGUGUGAAUUACCUUCUGCUCAACAGAAGAAGUUUCUCAUUUUUGAUCGGUCAGGAAAUGAAACCAGACUUAUCUUUAGUUCUCUGUGUCCUCGGGUGGAGAAUCUUAAAACUCCACUAACUACUACUUGUCCUGCUUGGAAUCUGCCAGCUGAAGAGUCAUUUGGUGCAUGCCACCAAUAUCUUGCUGAAAAACAAGGAAGAAUCAUCGAACAAGCCUGGACUAAGACACCUGCUUUAUGUGAGGAGUCAGGUGAAAAUGAAAUUAUUGACGAAAUCAGUGAAAUGCGUGAAGACACAGAAGAAAUUAAUGCCUUGCUUUAUUCUGAGGAUGACAAUGAUGAUAAUGAUGAUGGCUUGGACGAUGAUGAUUGUGAUGGUGAGGAUGAUGAUGAAGUGAGCAGCGGUCACUCUCCAUUGGCCAAAGAGAUCAGAGAUUGUGAGAAGCAGGAGGACCAAGAGGGUGAAAAAUAUUUUUAUAAUCAAUUGGCUAGUUUAGAAAGAUCUUCAAAGCGACAGAAAGCCCUUCAUGGUGGGUUUAAUAGAAUGCGGCAUAGCCCUGCAUACGAGGAUGUCAAUGAUGGGGGUCUCAUCGAUGCUCUCAGUGAGAGAAUGUGUCCUACGAUUGGUACCAAGAGGCCUAGAAAAGAUAAAAUCCAUGAUACAUUGAGAGUUCUUGAAGGUAUAAUUCCUGGUUUGACGUGCAAGGAUCCAUUAGUGAUCCUAGACGAAGCCAUCAGCUAUUUAAAAGGUUUGAAGUACAAUGCUGAGACCAUGUCAUCAGGAGAUCCAGAUAGCUCCAGCUCCUACGAACCUCUAAAUUGAACGUCCUUAGUCAUAGUCCAAGUUAUCCGUAUAACGUACUACUCAAAGCCAGAGUGAGGAACUCCGCUUGUAAGUAGGUCCUUGUACGCUGUUAUUUUCUUCUACUGGGAUUGUACAUAAUUGCGUAAUAAACACAUAGCAAGAGGGUGCAAAGGUGAGCUCUACGGCCUCAGAUCAAAUCCGAUGGUGGUCAUAAUAGCACGAAAUGAGGCCUCGAUCAUUGUCGUUGUUGACAAGUAAUGAUAGUAAUACUUUUCGGGUGUCGAAAAAGUCUUGGAAUAGAACGCAUGGGGGAUGACUAGUGCUUGUUUGUGCUGGAAAAUGACCCAAGGCAGGGACCCUGAAAUUUGAAGGAAGAAAGACUAAUAUGGCUUCUUAGCAGCAUGCGCAUUAAGUUAAAAAAGGCCCCCACUUUUUUUUUUUUUUUUUUUUUACCUCUUAUUAUUCUUUCUUGAGCUUUCAUUUCUUUAAAGAGGGCCCCUUUUAUCUUUUCUUUGCUUUUCUUUCUUAGCCUGAAUUGAUUAGGCCCCAUGCUUUUCAUAAGCCCUUGUCUUAAAGUGUUCUCUUAGUGGUUUACUUGGUUACUGUCAUGAGUUUGUCUGUAAUAUAUAAUUAUGUAUGUUGCUUUUGUGAUUAGUAUAUUUUGAUCAUGUACCUUAUUUGCACUCGGCCGAACGGUUAAAAGACAAAAAAAAACCUCGGCUAAAAAUGAAUUUCGAGCGUUCCUGAGGGUUACGCUUUAAGGGGCAAAUUAGUAAUUUUACGUAAUCACGACGUAUUCAAGUAUUGUACUGUUGUAUUGUAGUGCAAUUUGUUUAGUGAGAAAUGAAAUGAAAUGUCAUGUUACAUCUUUUGUGCACC
Molecule: messenger RNA, 3118 nt
Organism: Chenopodium quinoa (quinoa)
Lineage: Eukaryota; Viridiplantae; Streptophyta; Magnoliopsida; Caryophyllales; Amaranthaceae
Product: transcription factor bHLH143-like
Exons: 4
Coding region: 1109-2257 (382 amino acids)
Molecular function (GO): protein dimerization activity
Source: RefSeq, a predicted model, not a curated record